AUGAGUUUAGAGUCAUUUUGGAAACGUGCCGGGAAGUCACAAAAAUCUUCAACUUGUUCUUCACCUAGUUCAAGGGAUCCUCCAAUAGAAGAACAUGUGUCUCCUAAUGGUGAUGAGGUUCCUAUUGCUGCAACAAUUCCACCACCUGAGAACACAGGUCCAAGUGUUCCAAAUACUGUUGUUGACUCCGAUGAUACUCGUAUUUAUGAUGUUGAUCUUCUUCCACAUGACCCUGGAAAAAGAAUUCCAAUUAUGGAGUAUCCUCCUAAUGAUCGAGAUGCCGUAAGGAGAGGCUAUAUUACAAAGAAACAUUGUGAUCCACGCACAAAUAAUUUUCCUCAAAGAAAAGUUGGAGGUAUGCGCCGUUUUAAUGUUACUUGGUUUGAUAAAUAUGAGUGGCUUGAAUAUAGUGUUGAGAAAGAUGCGGCUUUUUGUUUUGUGUGCUAUUUGUUCAAUGAUAAAGUUGAUUAUUCUUUGGCUGUUAAUGAUUCCUUUAUUAAAGGGGGAUUUAGAGGAUGGAAUAAGACUGGUAGAUUUGAUGUUCAUGUGGGUGGUCUUGGUGGUUUCCAUAAUCAGGAUAAUGAGAAAUAUAGUAUGUUUAUCAACCCAAAGACAUCAGUUGCUGAAUCUCUUUGCACUUAUUCUAAGGAAGCUAAACUACAAUACAAAUCUCGCUUAACUUAUUCAUUGAAAUGUAUUAGAUUUCUUUUAAAUCAAGGUUUAGCUUGUCGUGGGCAUAAUGAAAGUGAAGAAUCUUGGAAUAGGGGUAAUUUUCUUGCACUCUUAACAUGGUUUUUAUAA
Molecule: messenger RNA, 801 nt
Organism: Chenopodium quinoa (quinoa)
Lineage: Eukaryota; Viridiplantae; Streptophyta; Magnoliopsida; Caryophyllales; Amaranthaceae
Exons: 1
Coding region: 1-801 (266 amino acids)
Source: RefSeq, a predicted model, not a curated record